Molecule: messenger RNA, 966 nt
Organism: Dufourea novaeangliae
Lineage: Eukaryota; Metazoa; Arthropoda; Insecta; Hymenoptera; Halictidae
Product: ankyrin repeat domain-containing protein 40-like
Exons: 3
Coding region: 118-966 (282 amino acids)
Molecular function (GO): protein binding
Source: RefSeq, a predicted model, not a curated record
UGUGUAUACGACUAUGCUCCGUACGCAUGGAGUGAAUACUAGUGAAUAUCAACGAAUACCUCGUCAGUGUUUUGACGUUUGACAAAAUCACGAUAAGCGCAGAUAAGCGGGUUGCCUAUGCGUGAUAUGUCGAGACGUUUAUGUCUUAAAAAAGUCGAUAUAAGAAAAAUUGUAAAACUCAGGGACAUCAUGGACUCAUUUCUGUCCUAUGGUAACAGGGAAAGUACGAGGAUAGUAUUAGAAGAGCGUUUAAAGGAGGCAGUCUGUUUCGGUGAUAUAGAGGCAGUUCAACAACUACUUAACAUAGGUGUUGAUGUUAAUGCACAAAAUUUUCAUAAUGGAUGGACCCCUUUACAUUGGGCAUGCAAAAAAGGUUAUUUAAAUAUAGCUGCUCUGCUUUUAAAGAAUGGAGCAGAUAAGAAUAUAAAGUCUGAAAAAGGAUUAACUCCAACAUCUACAUGUACCAAUCCACAGAUUCUGCAACUUCUGAGUGCAACUGAUUCUCAGUUGCUUUUAAAUGAUUCAACAACACAUAAUGUUGUACCAAAAUACUUGAAAAAUGAUUUUGUACAAGGAGUUGUAGAUUUGGGAAUUCAUACAGUAAACAAUAAUAGUUUAUACCCUGAUGAAUUAGUAUUAAAGAUUCGAAUCGUAGAUGCACCUGACCCAGAUUUCAUAGAAGUUGAAUUACCUCGAAGUGAGCUGACAUACCACGCAUUGGUUCAAAUAUGUUGCCAAGAAUUAAAUGUUGACCCCACUCAUAUUGUUAAACUAAGAAAACUACCCAAUACGAAAAUAAGAAAAGACAAGGAUAUUCAACGACUUCAGAAUUUUCAAGAAAUUGAAAUUGUUACUAACGCUAUUAACUCGUAUUCGCUAUUAAAUGGUAUUCCAAAUACCAUUCCGAUAGUGCCAGGAAAUGGAUACCAAAGUAUUUCUAAAAAAGAUCAAACUAUUUUAUAUUAA